This is a messenger RNA of Cuscuta campestris, 1315 nucleotides long. NCBI's taxonomy places the organism in Eukaryota, Viridiplantae, Streptophyta, Magnoliopsida, Solanales, Convolvulaceae. The record is from the annotation of a GenBank genome assembly.
AAAUUCCAAAAUGGAUCAUUUUUCAGUUUAUAUUUCUAUUUAUAUGGUGCUUUAUUCCCGUCUUCCUCCGCCGCACAUCCCCAGGCAGCUGCUUAUCCUUCCCCCAAUCUCCUUUUUCGCCUCUGCCUUCCGCAGAGGACCUUUUUUUUUUCUCGUUACAAUUUUGUUAUUUUUUUAAAAUUCAAUAUCCAACGGAAAUGGCAGUGGCAUACCGUCAAUUUUUUGGUUCGGAUGAGAGGAAGGCAAUAGAGCCGCCGCCGCCGCCGUCGAUUGUGGCGCCCGUGGCCUCAUCGUCCCUCUCCACCGUUAUGCUCACCCAGGAUGAGCUAAAGAAACUUGCCGCCUACAAGGCGGUGGAGUAUGUGGAGUCGGGUAUGGUGAUAGGCCUGGGCACUGGUUCGACGGCGAAGCACGCGGUGGACCGCAUCGGCGAGCUAUUGAAUCAGGGCAAGCUGAAGAAUAUUGUGGGGAUACCGACUUCUCGGAAGACCCAUGAGCAGGCUGUUUCUCUGGGCAUUCCGUUAUCGGAUCUAGACGCGCAUCCGAUUGUGGAUCUGGCAAUCGACGGCGCGGACGAGGUGGACGGGGAUAUGAAUCUGGUGAAGGGACGCGGGGGGUCGCUUCUCCGGGAGAAAAUGGUGGAGGCGGCUUGCAAGAAAUUUGUGGUGAUUGUUGAUGAAUCGAAGCUGGUGGGGCAUCUGGGAGGUAGCGGGCUAGCGGUUCCGGUUGAGAUUGUUCCUUUCUGCUGGAAAUUCACCCUGAGAAGGCUGGAGAUGCUGUUUAUGGAGGCGGGUUGUAUUGGGAGGCUCAGAAAAGUGGAUGGUGGGAAGAAGGGGGAGGAGCCCUAUGUCACUGACAAUGGUAACUUUAUCAUCGAUUUGUUCUUCAAGAAGGAAAUGGGGGAACUGAGGGCUGCGAGCGAUGCGAUUCUGAGGCUUGCUGGUGUGGUUGAGCACGGAAUGUUUCUUGAUAUGGCUACCACGGUGAUUGUUGCCGGAAAGCUUGGCGUCACCGUCACAAACAAGGGGUAGCUAGGCAAUUAACCAAGCCAUCUCAACUUUUUUUUAAUUUUUUAUUUUAGAUUCUCUUAAAAACUUCAUACUACUACUUCAAUUCACCUGAUCCGUUUACUAGUAUAAUCUAUAUGAUCUUAAGGAGGUAUUGGGGGGGAGUCUUUAGUCUUCCCAGAACCCAUGCAUAAUGUGUGACUUGUUGUUUGAGAUUGAAUGGGUGGGAAUAUUGCCACAUCUCUGUCACAUUGUGUUGUUUUUCUCUCCUAUUUUCACCACCUUGGCCCUCUUUACUUUUCUUUGCU